GGAGGCAGAGGAGGGGGAGGGGGAUCCCCCUCGCUCCCACGUGGUCCGGGCGCCUGUGAAUCGCGCCCGCCGGAGGGUCUCACAGCGAAAUACAAAAGCAGCUGGGAAGCCACGGCCAGGCGAGUUCCCAGCGCCCGGGCAGAGCUCCGGCCAGAGCCCCGCAGCGCUCCGCAGCCGCGAUGGGGCUCCGGUACCCGAAGCCCCGGAGCCAGCCAGCAGCCGGGCCCGCCUCGCCGCCCGCACCCGGGCGCCCGGGCUUGGCUUGAAGCGGCGGUGGUGGCACCGGCGCGCCGGCAGGAGCAUGGGGCGGAGGAUGCGGGGCGCCGCCGCCGCCGCCGCCGCGGGGCUCUGGCUGCUGGCGUUGGGCUCCCUGCUGACGCUUUGGGGAAGGCUCCUGCCUCCACGGACCGAGCUGCCAGCCUCCCGAUCGCCCGGAGAUCGACUCCCCCGGCCUCCGACCCAGAGUGACGGCCCGGCGCCCGAGCCGCGCUUCCCACUGCCCCCGCCCCUAGCGUGGGACGCCCGCGGCGGCGGCUCCCUGAAAACUUUCCGGGCGCUUCUCACCCUGGCGGCGGGUGCGGAUAACCCGCCCGGGAGGCACCCGGACCAUCGCGGACAGCACGUGCCGGCCAAGCUGCCCGAGCGGGCGGAGCGCACGGCGGUGCAGGGGGGCGUCUUCUGGAGCCACGGCCUGGAGGAGCAGGUGCCCCGGGGCUUCUCCGAAGCCCAGGCAGCAGCCUGGCUGGAAGUGGCGCGGGGCGCCCGGGUGGUGGCCCUGGAUCGCGGCGGCUGCGGACGCAGCUCCAACCGCCUCGCCCGCUUUGCCGACGGCACCCGUGCCUGCGUGCGCUACGGCAUCAACCCGGAGCAGAUCCAAGGCGAGGCCCUGUCCUACUACCUUGCGCGCCUGCUGGGCCUCCAGCGCCACGUGCCGCCGCUGGCGCUGGCUCGGGUGGAGGCUCGGGGCGCGCAGUGGGCGCAGGUGCAGGACGAGCUGCGCACGGCGCACUGGACCGAGGGCAGCGUGGUGAGCCUGACGCGCUGGCUGCCUAACCUCACCGAUGUGGUGGUGCCCGAGCCCUGGCGAUCGGAGGACGGCCGUCUGCGGCCCCUGCGCGACGCCGGGGGCGAGCUGACCAACCUCAGCCGGGCAGAGCUGGUGGACCUGGUACAGUGGACCGAUCUGAUCCUCUUCGAUUACCUGACGGCCAACUUCGACCGGCUCGUAAGCAACCUCUUCAGCUUGCAGUGGGACCCGCGCGUUAUGCACCGCGCCACGAGCAACCUGCACCGGGGACCGGGAGGGGCGUUGGUCUUUCUGGACAAUGAGGCGGGCUUGGUGCACGGCUAUCGGGUGGCCGGCAUGUGGGACAAGUAUAACGAGCCGCUCUUACAGUCGGUGUGUGUGUUCCGGGAGCGGACGGCCAGGCGCGUCUUGGAGCUGCACCGGGGUCAGGACGCGGCGGCCCGGCUGCUGCGCCUCUACAGUCGCCACGAACCGCGUUUCCCGGAGCUGGCGGAGCUCGCAGACCCCCACGCUCGGCUGCUACAGCGCCGCCUUGACUUCCUCGCCAAGCACAUUUUGCACUGCAAGGCCAAGUACGGCCGCCGGCCCGGGGACUUACUAGCACUCCGUGGAAGAGAGGGACUGGGAUAUGAGUGAGGAGGGUUGGGGCUGCCUUCUCCGCCACUGGCUGGGAACAACAAGCCAACGCCCACCCAGUGGCCUGAUCGCGAAGCUGUCUAAAACUUGUGUCUUACCCACUUGCCCCCUUUCUUUUCGUGCCAGGCUGUUUCCUUUCCGAGUUCUGGAAGGGCAAACUCACCGAGGCGAGAAGUGUUAACAUUCCCUCCACCUAGCUUAUAUAUAUAUAUAUAUAAAAAAAGGAUUCUUUUCUGUGCUUGUGUGGAGAUUGGAUCCGAAGAAACUGGCUGCUGGGGUUUGGCCCCCGAAAGGCAGUCUCUAUGGGAGAUGCAGUCCAUUCUUGUCGCUCCCCCCACCCCCCAACACACACACCCCUUCCAAAAAAGGAAAACUUCCGUUUGAGCCCUUGAACUGAUCCCGCUUUUCCUACCAAACACAGCGCCAGUGGCCCCAGAGUGGGCGGUGACACGGGUUGGUGGAGCCCCUUCCUGUGUUCUCCCUUUGUUCCAGCGCCGCGAUGCUGAGAUAACUGCUCCGUUCUGAGGGACAGCUCUGGAUAGGACAAAGAGAGCAACACUCCCCCGCCCCUGGGAGCCCUACCGACCCUGGCAAUUUGUCUGAACCAUUCCUGAACUCCUGUCAUUUUGGCCUGAAGGCUAUGAAUUCAGGACUAGUUGUAUGCAGUCAGUAAUGAAUUUCCUCCUGCUUCUCCCAGCUGACCAAAAUGUUGACAAUGAUAAUGUUCACCAGAAGAAAAAAAAAAAAGUUUCAUGCACUUUACUUUGUUUUUAUUUUAAUUUUUUAGUAGGAAAAAAAACUUUUUUAUUUGACAGAAUUUGCCUUCUAUGUAUAUAUGUGCAUAAAUUGUGGUGUAAAUAGACUAAACAAACUUAUAUUUCAAUAAAAGGGAGUUUAAAAUUUAGAAUUUAA
Messenger RNA from Meriones unguiculatus (Mongolian gerbil), 2575 nucleotides. RefSeq names its product four-jointed box kinase 1 (gene Fjx1). Bases 302 to 1663 code for a protein of 453 amino acids. Gene Ontology annotation, biological process: cell-cell signaling. The transcript has a single exon. The record is from RefSeq and is a predicted model, not a curated record. NCBI's taxonomy places the organism in Eukaryota, Metazoa, Chordata, Mammalia, Rodentia, Muridae.